AGCGCCUUCUCCUGGCCCGGGACUCGCGAGGUAACUUGCUCUGGGGAACCAGCACUAUGGCGUCGGGCUGCAAGGUUGGGCCGUCCAUCCUCAACAGCGACCUGGCCAACUUGGGCGCCGAGUGCCUCCGCAUGCUGGACUCCGGGGCCGACUACCUGCACCUGGAUGUAAUGGACGGGCAUUUUGUUCCCAACAUCACCUUUGGUCACCCUGUGGUAGAAAGCCUCCGAAAGCAGCUAGGCCAGGACCCUUUCUUUGACAUGCACAUGAUGGUGUCGAGGCCCGAGCAGUGGGUAAAACCAAUGGCGGUAGCAGGAGCUAAUCAGUACACCUUUCAUCUCGAGGCUACUGAGAACCCAGGGGCUUUGAUUAAAGACAUUCGGGAGAAUGGGAUGAAGGUUGGUCUUGCCAUCAAACCAGGAACUACAGUUGAGUAUUUGGCACCGUGGGCUAAUCAAAUAGAUAUGGCCUUGGUUAUGACAGUGGAACCUGGGUUUGGAGGGCAGAAAUUCAUGGAAGAUAUGAUGCCAAAGGUCCACUGGUUGCGGACCCAGUUCCCGUCUUUGGACAUAGAGGUCGAUGGUGGAGUAGGUCCUGACACUAUCCAUAAAUGUGCAGAGGCAGGAGCUAACAUGAUUGUGUCUGGCAGUGCCAUUAUGAGGAGUGAAGACCCCAGAUCUGUGAUCAACCUGUUAAGAAAUGUUUGCUCAGAAGCUGCUCAGAAACGUUCUCUUGAUCGAUGAAAGCAAAAGGAGUCCAGUGUCUCUGCUCAUGAAAUGCUUUUACUGGAGAACAAGAAUAUUGACUACCAACUCAUAUCACAACAGUGCUGCUUUUCUGAGCAAUUCAUUCCAGUGACUAACAUCUGUUGUGCAGAAUGUCCCAAGAGGUAGAAAUUUAGUGAAGGGAUUUAAAGAUUAGGGGGGUGAAAUGCCAUUUUUACUGGGAGACUUGAUUUUUAUAAAGAGUAAAAAUACGGUUGUAUUAAGGUUAUAAAUAGAAAUGUGUCUUAAUGCCUAAGGAAGGCACAUUAGCUACUAUGAAAAAUGUUUUUCUCCACUUCUAAAAUGAAAUUUCUAUUGUUUCUUGGCUGUUUUCAAAAAGCAAAGUAAGUUCUUAUGUCUUUCCUGUUCCUUGUCAUUUUUGGUUUGUCUCUAUGCGUUAUCAGUAGAAUAGAAGUUAGGGAAAAUCUAUGGCUGGGAUAGCAUACCGUAUUCUUCUUGCUUCUAAAACAUCUAUUUUUUCACUUUGCACCUUAUAUUUGAUAUAAGAAAACCAUGUCUGAAGCCCAGGAGUUUUGGGUCUAUUGUAAAAUACAUAGAUUUUAUCAGGUGUUCUGUUAGCUUUGCUGCAAGGGCAGAUGAUUUAUUGAUUUCCCCACCAUCUCCCCUUAAUCACACCGACCGUUUGUAAGGAUGUGAGGUAAUGUGCUAGUUCUGAGCAGAAAGGAAACAAAAGCCUCUUUUUGGAAGUAAGAUUGAAUUUACUCUUCCCCUUUCCAAAUUUGACUUAGCAAAUCAAAUCAACCAACAUCUUUGAGCUUCUAUUAACUGAUUUAUACACUGAAUUUAGUUAUAAUAACUGUGCAGGGUUGUGUUGAGGAUGAAAAAAGAUACAUAUGUAAAGCUUCCACCAUUAUUCCUAGAACUGGCAUAGAAUUGAGGAUGCUCAGUACAAAGUAGCUAUCAUUAUAAAGUUUAUGUUUUGUAGGUUAUAAAGUACUUUGCUAAUCUCAUUAAAUCUUUGAAUCACU
Molecule: messenger RNA, 1753 nt
Organism: Myotis lucifugus (little brown bat)
Lineage: Eukaryota; Metazoa; Chordata; Mammalia; Chiroptera; Vespertilionidae
Gene: RPE
Product: ribulose-5-phosphate-3-epimerase
Exons: 6
Coding region: 57-743 (228 amino acids)
Biological process (GO): pentose-phosphate shunt, non-oxidative branch; carbohydrate metabolic process; pentose-phosphate shunt
Cellular component (GO): cytosol
Molecular function (GO): metal ion binding; D-ribulose-phosphate 3-epimerase activity
Source: RefSeq, a predicted model, not a curated record